Clarias gariepinus (North African catfish) is the source of this 3729-nucleotide messenger RNA. RefSeq names its product deleted in malignant brain tumors 1 protein-like. Lineage: Eukaryota; Metazoa; Chordata; Actinopteri; Siluriformes; Clariidae. Bases 1 to 3729 code for a protein of 1242 amino acids. The transcript has 13 exons. The record is from RefSeq and is a predicted model, not a curated record. Gene Ontology annotation, cellular component: membrane.
AUGCCCGUCUCACUUUCCGGCCUAUUCGGUGACGCCGUUAAUUCCGUCGCCACUAGGUUUCGGGAAGCCAGGCUAUAUAAACAGGCCUUCGGGAAGUUUCUCCCACGCCGUGCUCAAGAGUUGGGUCUGUCAGCCAUCCAGUCUCGACCAGAUCUGAUUCUUGCCAGGCGGGAGGCGCAGAAGGAAAGCGUCAGCAGCCGGGCACCCCCCCGUAAGGACUGGGAUGGCUCUAACAUACGACUGGCUGGUGGCAGUAACUCCUGCUCUGGUAGAGUGGAAGUCUAUCAUAAUAACCAGUGGGGAACAGUGUGUGAUGAUGACUGGGACAUGAAUGAUGCACAGGUGGUGUGUAGACAGCUUGGAUGUGGUAAUGCUGUCAGUGCAAAUAAAAAUGCCACCUUUGGUCAGGGUAGUGGCCCAAUAUGGAUGGAUGAUGUUUACUGUACCGGAAGUCAAAGCACCAUCACACAGUGCACUCAUAAUGGAUUUGGAAAACACAACUGUAACCAUGGUGAAGAUGCUGGUGUUACUUGCUCAGAUGGCGCUAACAUACGACUCGUUGGUGGCAGUAACCCCUGCUCUGGUAGAGUGGAAGUCUAUUAUAAUAACCAGUGGGGAACAGUGUGUGAUGAUGACUGGGACAUAAAUGAUGCACAGGUGGUGUGUAGACAGCUUGGAUGUGGUAAUGCUGUCAGCGCUCAUCUAGUUGCCACCAUUAGUCGGGGAAGUGGCCCAAUAUGGAUGGAUAAUGUUCACUGUUCUGGAAGUGAAAGCAACAUCACACAGUGCUCUCAUAAUGGAUUUGGAAAACACAACUGUAACCAUGGUGAAGAUGCUGGUGUUACUUGCUCAGAUGGAGGUAACAUACGACUGGCUGGUGGCAGUAACUCCUGCUCUGGUAGAGUGGAGAUCUAUUAUAAUAACCAGUGGGGAACAGUGUGUGAUGAUUCCUGGGACAUGAGUGAUGCACAGGUGGUGUGUAGAGAGCUUGGAUGUGGUAAUGCUGUCAGCGCUAAUAAAAAUGCCACCUUUGGUCAGGGAAGUGGCCCAAUAUGGAUGGAUGAUGUUCACUGUUCUGGAAGUGAAAGCUCCAUCACACAGUGCUCUCAUAGGGGAUUCGGAUCACAUAACUGUAACCAUGGUGAAGAUACUGGUGUUACUUGCUCAGAUGGCGCUAACAUACGACUCGUUGGUGGCAGUGACUCCUGCUCUGGUAGAGUGGAAGUCUAUUAUAAUAACCAGUGGGGAACAGUGUGUGAUGAUGACUGGGACAUGAAUGAUGCACAGGUGGUGUGUAGACAGCUUGGAUGUGGUAAUGCUGUCAGUGCAAAUAAAAAUGCCACCUUUGGUCAGGGAAGUGGCCCAAUAUGGAUGGAUGAUGUUUACUGUACCGGAAGUCAAAGCACCAUCACACAGUGCACUCAUAAUGGAUUUGGAAAACACAACUGUAACCAUGGUGAAGAUGCUGGUGUUACUUGCUCAGAUGGCGCUAACAUACGACUCGUUGGUGGCAGUAACCCCUGCUCUGGUAGAGUGGAGAUCUAUUAUAAUAACCAGUGGGGAACAGUGUGUGAUGAUGACUGGGACAUAAAUGAUGCACAGGUGGUGUGUAGACAGCUUGGAUGUGGUAAUGCUGUCAGCGCUCAUCUAGUUGCCACCAUUAGUCGGGGAAGUGGCCCAAUAUGGAUGGAUAAUGUUCACUGUUCUGGAAGUGAAAGCAACAUCACACAGUGCUCUCAUAAUGGAUUUGGAAAACACAACUGUAACCAUGUUGAAGAUGCUGGUGUUACUUGUGCAGAUGGCAUUAACAUACGACUCGUUGGUGGCAGUGACUCCUGCUCUGGUAGAGUGGAAGUCUAUUAUAAUAACCAGUGGGGAACAGUGUGUCAUGAUUCCUGGGACAUGAAUGAUGCACAGGUGGUGUGUAGACAGCUUGGAUGUGGCAAUGCUGUCAGGGCAAAUCUAGGUGCCACCUUUGGUCAGGGACGUGGCCCAAUAUGGAUGGAUAAUGUUCACUGUUCUGGAAGUGAAAGCAACAUCACACAGUGCUCUCAUAGCAGAUUUGGAAUACACAACUGUAACCAUGGUGAAGAUGCUGGUGUUACUUGUGCAGGUACAAUAAAACAAAUACGACUCGUUGGUGGCAUGAACUCCUGCUCUGGUAGAGUGGAAGUCUAUUAUAAUAACACGUGGGGAACAGUGUGUGAUGAUGACUGGGACAUGACUGAUGCACAGGUGGUGUGUAGACAGCGUGGAUGUGGUAAUGCUGUGAGUGCAAAUCUAGGUGCCACCUUUGGUCAGGGAAGUGGCCCAAUAUGGAUGGAUGAUGUUCGCUGUUUUGGAAGUGAAAGCUCCAUCACACAGUGCUCUCAUAGGGGAUUUGGAACACACAACUGUAACCAUGGUGAAGAUGCUGGUGUUACUUGCUCAGGUACAAUAGAAAUUCUUAAAUUAUAUGGUGCUAACAUACGACUCGUUGGUGGCAGUAACCCCUGCUCUGGUAGAGUGGAAGUCUAUUAUAAUAACCAGUGGGGAACAGUGUGUGAUGAUGACUGGGGCAUGAGUGAUGCACAGGUGGUGUGUAGACAGCUUGGAUGUGGUGAUGCUGUCAGAGCUCAUCCAAGUGCCGCCUUUGGUCCGGGACGUGGCCCAAUAUGGAUGGAUGAUGUUCGCUGUUCCGGAAGAGAAAGCAACAUCACACAGUGCUCUCAUAGGGGAUUUGGAACACACAACUGUAACCAUGGUGAAGAUGCUGGUGUUACUUGCUCAGGUACAAUAAAAAAAAUGAUACGACUCGUUGGUGGCAGUAACUCCUGCUCUGGUAGAGUGGAAGUCUAUUAUAAUAACCAGUGGGGAACAGUGUGUCAUAAUUACUGGGACAUGAGUGAUGCACGGGUGGUGUGUAAACAGCUUGGAUGUGGUAAUGCUGUCAGCGCUCAUAAAAGGGCUUACUUUGGUCAGGGAAGUGGACGAAUAUGGAUGGAUGAUGUUCACUGUUUUGGAGGAGAAAGCAGCAUCACACAGUGCACUCAUAGUGGAUUUGGAACACACAACUGUAACCAUGGUGAAGAUGCUGGUGUUACUUGCUCAGAUGGCGCUAACAUACGACUCGUUGGUGGCAGAAACUCCUGCUCUGGUAGAGUGGAAGUCUAUUAUAAUAACCAGUGGGGAACAGUGUGUGAUGAUGACUGGGGCAUGAGUGAUGCACAGGUGGUGUGUAGACAGCUUGGAUGUGGUAAUGCUGUCAGAGCUCAUCAAAGUGCCGACUUUGGUCAGGGACGUGGCCCAAUAUGGAUGGAUGAUGUUCGCUGUUCCGGAAGUGAAAGCAACAUCACACAGUGCUCUCAUAAUGAAUUUGGAAAACACAACUGUAACCAUGGUGAAGAUGCUGGUGUUACUUGCUCAGAUGGCAUUAACAUACGACUCGUUGGUGGCAGAAACUCCUGCUCUGGUAGAGUGGAAGUCUAUUAUAAUAACCAGUGGGGAACAGUGUGUCAUAAUCACUGGGACAUAAGUGAUGCACAGGUGGUGUGUAGAGAGCUUGGAUGUGGUAAUGCUGACAGAGCUUAUCAAAGGGCUUACUUUGGUCCGGGAAGUGGCCCAAUAUGGAUGGAUGAUGUUCGCUGUUCUGGAAGAGAAAGCAGCAUCACACGGUGCACUCAUAAUGGAUUUGGAACACAUGACUGUAACCAUGGUGAAGAUGCUGGUGUUACUUGCUCAGGAGUGUAA